UCGACAGUGGAUCCGCGUUAGCUACCGAGGGAUGAAAGGCAGCAGCCUCCGCGAGACUCGUGGCGCAGAGGAAUACCUCGCGCCUACGUUUCUAUCCGACGACGAGGACCACGACGUGAACGUGGACAAGGACGUGGACGUGGACGUGGACGAGAACGGGGACGUGGAUGUGGAUAUCGACGUGGAGUGAUGCUGCGCGACGAUCGAUGACGCGCUCGUGACAGCGCGUUCGGAUUCGCGAGUUCGAGUGAUCCGCGAGUUCGAUCGCGUCGAACGACAGGCGAUAAGCCGGUGAAUCCUGCGAAUAGUGGACCCCACGAGCGAUAAUAUAACGAUCGGUCGAGUUUCGGGAGUUCUCGCGAUCCUGCGCCGCCGAUCGAUUUCCAGCUACGAUGAUGGACCGAGGUGCGUGCGAGUGAUAACUCCGGUCAACGGCGCGAUAAUCCGUCUAACGAUCAAUCUGGCAUCUCCGUCGGAUCGACAAUGAGAUCGUCGCGUGCAUCGUGAGUCUCAUCGGAUGCAGCAGAACGGCGGGGGUGGCGGCAGCGAGCCGGUUACGGGGAUGCCGAGGGGAUGCGAGGAUACCGCGAGAUGACGUUCUCCAUCGCGCUCGUCGUUCACUGACGCAAUCCCGGCCGGAUAACGAAGACGAUUGGCAGGAUGCUGCCGCGCGGGCUGCCGCUGAUCGUCCUCCUCGUGCAGCUGCGUCAUCGUGUCAUCUGGGCUUCCCUAGAGAGCACCGGGAUGUCCGAUAGAUUGGAGAACGUUACGCAGACAAUUUCGAGGAUACUCGACGGCUACGAUAUCCGAUUAAGGCCGAACUUUGGCGGUGAUCCAUUACGAGUCGGGAUGGAUCUCACCAUCGCGAGUUUCGACGCGAUCUCAGAAGUCAAUAUGGAUUAUACGAUAACUAUGUACUUAAAUCAAUAUUGGAAGGACGAGAGACUGGCCUUUUCGUACGAGAACGAAAUCCUGACAUUAAGCGGCGAUUUUGCGGAAAAGAUUUGGGUCCCGGACACGUUUUUUGCCAAUGAUAAAAAUAGUUUCCUGCACGAUGUCACCGAGCGCAACAAACUCGUUAGAUUAUCUGGUGACGGCUCGAUCACAUACGGUAUGAGAUUCACAACGACCCUGGCCUGCAUGAUGGACUUGCAUUACUACCCCCUCGAUUCGCAGAAUUGCACAGUCGAAAUCGAAAGUUAUGGAUACACGGUGCUCGACGUAGUAAUGUACUGGAAGGAUACUCCCGUUCGUGGGGUCGAGGAGGCGGAAUUGCCGCAAUUUACGAUAAUCGGCUACGAGACCAACGAUCGAAAGGAGAAGCUGGCGACGGGCAUCUACCAAAGGCUCUCGCUAAGCUUCAAGCUCCAGAGGAACAUUGGAUAUUUCGUUUUUCAGACGUACCUGCCAAGUAUACUAAUUGUGAUGCUCAGCUGGGUCAGUUUCUGGAUCAAUCACGAAGCCACCAGUGCGAGAGUAGCUCUCGGCAUCACGACCGUAUUGACUAUGACAACAAUAUCGACAGGUGUUAGAAGCUCACUGCCACGGAUCAGUUACGUGAAGGCCAUCGACAUCUACCUGGUGAUGUGCUUCGUUUUCGUGUUCGCGGCUCUGCUGGAAUACGCGGCGGUCAAUUACACGUAUUGGGGCGCCAGAGCGAAGAAGAAGACCAAGAAGAAAGAUACCGAUGAGAAAAAGAUACUAUCUUCUAAAACAGGGAGCAAAGCCAGCUCGCCUUACCCUGGCUCCACGGACGCGGAUAUCAUAGAGCUUCAAGACCUUAGAAUGUCGCCCCUGCCGAGCAUUAGAAAUAGGUCGGGCCUAGUGAGCGCUUCAUCGACACCGGGGGUCGGAAGGGAUCACGAUCCGGCCAAGUUUCCACCGAGCUUUCGUAUUUCCAGGACCGCCGCUUACAAUACGCACGGACGAAACAGCGGUCUCAGGUACAGAGGCCCGAGACCGCACAAGCCAAAGGUGUUACAUGCUCUACGUAGAGGAGCUUCCGUAUUACGUGUAUCGAUGCCGAAGAUCAAGGAUGUAAACGUAAUAGACAAGUACUCGCGGAUCAUCUUCCCGGUCAGCUUCAUGCUGUUUAACGCCGUGGGGAUCAAGAUCCACCGAAUACCAGCAGCAGGUGAUGAAAGUACUGAAUCGAAAGUACUGCCACGAAACAUUUAUCGAUAAAAAGUAGAACGGCGGGGGACUCGUGUGUGCCAACAGCGAAAUUUUCAUUAAUUAGAAAGUAUACAAAUAUACAUAGCAAUAAGAGCAAUAUGGACGAGCGACAAUAUGUUCCUAAUGAAGCAUGAUAGCAUUUGUCAUGUUCGUACGAGAAAGGUCAAUAAGUAUAUAUUGGGACGACAAAAUUUGCGAUGAUCUCGAGAAAUAAAACUGCGUCGGAAUGAGACAUUUGCGUCCGUGAUGAUAAAAGUGAUCUGUCAUACAUUUUUUCUCAAAAUAAAAUGUUUUCCGUGUAUCAAAAAGCUAUUCUUCUUUGUAUGUCAAGAAAUAUCUUAUUGAAAUAUCUUAUAAAGAUUUGACGCACUAUACUGAAAAUGAAUUUUUAAUCUGUUAAUUUUUUUGUAACGAUAAAUUCUGAUAAGAUGAUAUAUAACUGAAUAUUUUUUUAUAUUAGUAACUUGGGUUUACCUUAAUGAUCGCCGGUUCGCUUCAGUGUAACAUUAACGGAUCAAGUUAUAAGUUCACAUAAAUCAACUGAUGGAAUCGAAGAGAUUGUUAUCGAUGAUAAUAAAUUGUGAUUUGAAGAAAUAUAUUGAUAAUAUUAUCUAUAACGGAUUGGCAAUUAACAUCAUUCUUUCUAUACAUUAUAUAAUAAUUAUUCCCACAAUCGUCAUUUUCAGUCAUACAAUUUGCAGGCAUGGAUUAUAUCAUAUGUCAUCACGUACAGACUUGAAAAAUAUUUUUCUUAAAAACGUGCAAUAAAGAAGAACGUCAUGUAGAGGCAGUACAUUUGUGGCUUAACGACGAUUUCUAAAUAUAAUUUUAAGGAAUAAGUAAUGGCUAUAAAAAUAGUGAAUAAAUAAAUAUAAUAAUCCGGGCAAUUAAACACGUGUCUACCGUAAAUAGAUUUACAAAUAUACGGAAGUUUGCUUUCAUUAUUUUACAGUAAGUCGUACGUGCAAUUUCGAGAAAAAUCUUUAUUUUCAGAAGUAAAUAGUAUCUAUCAGACAGAAACCUAUGUAAGAUAAUCUCUAUUAACGAUUGGCUAAGACACAUAAUGAUUUACAGCGUAAGAAUGUCCAAACUUCCGUUUGACAAUUACGUUACAGAUAAAUAGAUUGAAUGGGCAUAUUUUUAACAAUCCAAUUUAACGUGAUUGUUUUUAUAAUUAGAUGUACAUGUAUAUAUAUAUAUA
Vollenhovia emeryi is the source of this 3376-nucleotide messenger RNA. RefSeq names its product gamma-aminobutyric acid receptor subunit beta-like (gene Lcch3). The transcript is spliced from 11 exons. Gene Ontology annotation, biological process: nervous system process; regulation of membrane potential; signal transduction. NCBI's taxonomy places the organism in Eukaryota, Metazoa, Arthropoda, Insecta, Hymenoptera, Formicidae. Gene Ontology annotation, molecular function: neurotransmitter receptor activity; extracellular ligand-gated monoatomic ion channel activity; GABA-A receptor activity. Bases 661 to 2184 code for a protein of 507 amino acids. The record is from RefSeq and is a predicted model, not a curated record. Gene Ontology annotation, cellular component: synapse; GABA-A receptor complex; neuron projection.